Onychostoma macrolepis is the source of this 3124-nucleotide messenger RNA. Its product is annotated as LHFPL tetraspan subfamily member 6 protein. The transcript has 4 exons. Lineage: Eukaryota; Metazoa; Chordata; Actinopteri; Cypriniformes; Cyprinidae. The record is from RefSeq and is a predicted model, not a curated record. Gene Ontology annotation, cellular component: membrane. The coding region runs from base 486 to 1088 and encodes 200 amino acids.
GAGCGCGCCUCGGACUCCUGUAGUCUAUCUGCUGCCGCACACUGCGCUCAGUGCGUGGACACGGACACAGCUCAACAUUUCUUGUGUCUUCUGAAAUACACUGGGAUUAUUUUAGCGCUUUCCUGCAGGAGUGACAGUGAAAUAAACAGAAAGACACAAGCAGAUCUCAGCAGACUCCAUGUAAGGAAUUUAAUGCAUGUUUUCUGCGCGCGUAACGCGAGUUGCGCCCCGUUCAGCGGACAAAGUUUAUUUCAUCUCCAUGGUCCCACGAAGCUGGACCGGAAUUUGAAAUUAACACACCAUUCAGAAUAUAUCUAUGUGACGGGACACAUAACAAUGGUGAAUUCUGUAUGGAGAUAGACAUCCUCUUUCCAACAAGGCAAAAGGAAUUUUAAUUUUAGUUUUUGUGUGUGUGUGUGUCUGAUAUCCACCUUUCCAAGCUCUCUUCUGGAAUUGUGGCCAAUAUUUAAAGACAUUUCUCCAGGAUGGCAUCCAGCCUCACGUGUACGGGGAUGAUCUGGGCUCUGGUGUCCCUGCUGAGUGCAGCAGCUUCCUGCGUGGGGUUCUUCAUGCCCUACUGGCUGCUGGGCUCACAAAUGGAUAAGCCAGUUUCCUUCGGUACUUUCCGGCGGUGCUCGUACCCUGUUCGGGAUGAAGAGAGGCAGGCUACGAUCAUGCUGGAGCAGUGUGGGCGCUAUGCAAGCUUUCAGGGUAUCCCGAGUGUGGAGUGGCGGAUCUGUACAGUCGUGACGGGGGUUGGAUGCGGCCUGCUGUUGCUGGUGGCACUCACAGCGGUCAUGGGCUGCUGCAUAUCAGAACUCAUCUCCAGAACCAUCGGACGUGCAGCGGGGGGCAUGCAGUUUCUUGGAGGUCUGCUCAUCGGUUCAGGAUGUGCUCUAUACCCUCUAGGGUGGGACAGUGAGGAGGUCCGGCAGACAUGCAACAACAGCUCAGAUCAGUUUGAACUUGGCUCUUGUCAGAUCGGCUGGGCGUACUACUGCACUGGGGCCGGCGCCACCUCGGCCAUUCUGCUGUGCACCUGGCUCGCCUGUUUCGCAGGGAAGAAACAAAAGCAAUACCCGUACUAGAAGAACUGACCUCAACUACAGCCUGAACCACAGCAGGACAGAUGCCUUAGACGCAGUGGAGACCGACUUUGCAGCCAAUGGCAUGACGGCUUUCCUCCAUUAAUGCAACUCCGACUCAUUAAAAGACUCAAAAUGCUCAUAUGGACAUUUGUGUGAUUAAAAUGAGCAUGCACUUUUCAAAGAGACAUGACUUUUGGCAGUACUUCCUCUGCUCUCUCUAAAAAAAACUAGAGAGUAUCUAACGUGAAAGGACCAAUUAUUGUGUGUGUGUGUGUGUGUGUGUGCCUUUUUAUGUCCACUGUUGUGAAUAUUACAAGUGUGCUUUUUUUCUUUGUUUGUUUUUUUCUCUUCUUUCUUUCUCUGGAAUUGAUAUUGUAAAAUUAAGCUUUGGUAGAUGUAAAACAGAUACUUUAGAUGAAGUCUGUAUAUAUACAGUAUAUAAACUAUUAAUAUUACUAUGCCCUGAAAUAUGCCUUACAUACUGCAUAUAAAUACUAUACUUUAAAUUCUAUAAUGCAUUAAAACUAAAGCUGGCAUUUAAAAAUGUGAAUUGAUUAAAAUUAUAUUUAGUUACAUUUAAGAAUUAAAUGAAAAAUUAAAUCAUUUGUCGGCACCGAUAGCCAAAAACUCAAAAAAAAAAAAAAAAAUGGUUGUACUGGUAUGUUGUUAUGGACAGUGGUGAAAUAUAGUUUAGUAAUCAUUAUCUAAAAAUAUUUGACCACUCCAGAAUAAAGUAUUCCAGAGUCAUGUUAUAAAAUGUAUUUAUUGUUUAUGUAACAAUUACAAUUACAAUGUGUGUUAAAAAAUAACGUUAAGCAUUAUAUAUACAGACUUCAUGUAAAUUGUUAUCAAAAGAUAUAUUCAUCAUUAUUGUGUUUAUAUUUACAUACCCAUUGUGAACUGCAAUAAUAUUCAUAGUUAAUAUCUAUAUAUUGCCUUUUUGUUUCAAAGCUUGAUAAUUUUUACAUUAAUGUAUGCUAGACAUAUAGAAUACAAUAUAUGUUCUGAUGAAAUAUGACUCAUUAACAUAUUGUGUUAAAAAGACAACAAAGAGGAAUCAUUGCUUAUUUGAUUCAUCUUGUGUUUGUGAAUAAAAUCUGUUUAUAAACAUUUUAGUUUUUAUGUUAAUCAGAUAUAAAAUAUUAGCUUAUAAGAAAAUAUUACACACACUACAGUACAUUAAAUCUCUCUACACAGAUAUGUCCACAUUAGUUGUUAUGAGGAUUUAGGUAUCUACUCAUUAGCACAGCUACAACCGUUCUUCACACAGAACUUUUUACACACCAUUUUCAUAAUGAUGGUUAUCAAAAGUUAGUAUGAAAUGGCAUAUUCAGCCAACUAUGCUUCCAAAAUCUGACAUAUUUCAGAGUACAACAAGACACUCAAUGGAAUUAAAGUAGGUUGGGACUUCAUUUUAUCCAUCAGGAUUUGAUUGGAUGGUUCCAUGUUAGUUGUUACAUUUGAUAAAAGAUUGUAAAGUAUUUUAUGCUUUCUUUGGAAUAAUGUGCAGCGAAUCCUUUUUUAAUGUUUAUGUUAAAUCUUAUUCCAAGUGAAUCUAAUAUCAGUUGGUAGGCAGGUACCGCUAACCGCAUGUUUGUGGUGUUUAUAAUUCAUAUCCCGAGCUCACACACUCAUUAGUGGGGCAUGAAGCUGCUCCUGUGAUCUGUUCCCAUAAUGAUAAUACCCACGAUACUUUACACACACACAGAGGAAACCUCUAUGUCUCUUUCAUUCACACUUCUAAGAGAUCCUGUUCUUUUGGUGUUAAGUGUCUUGCAGUUCUGUGUAAGAUCUUUUUCUCCCAUUGAUAUUGCUGGAGAUUGUUGGAAGUUUGAGGUGCGCAGCAUGACACAUUGGGGUCAAGUGAACAGAGCACUUCACUCCUCUAUUAUCUCAGCUUGACAUCUCACCACUGGCAGUGAGAGAAGAUACAGCAAAAAUACUGUUUGAUAUCGUUACAGCCAUUAUAUACAGCAGUUUCACUGAACACAUUGCUAUUGUUAGCCCUGACAUGUGAAAGAGAUGUGAGCAUGUGA